UUAAAAUGUCUCACAUGGAGGAUGGGGCAAGAUCCAAGACCUAGAUCAGUAUUCUGGCAAUCCGGAUCUCAAGUUCAGUAGCUGAGUCCUGACACACUGGAGGGCUGUGAGGAAAUUGCUCUUUUGUCAAAGUUCUACCGAGAUUUCACCAACACAUCUUUAUGGAAUCUACUUAUGGAUCAUGUUGUGCCAGCAGCACUAAAAGAGGAAAAGAAACUUGACCACAUUUUCUUCUUCUAUGUCAACUUAUGAAGACCAUUUUGAUCUUAGUGGAGCUUCCGCUCCAUAUGAAAGCAGCGGUGAGAAUCCCAAUGAAGAUGAUAUCUUUACAAUUAGUGACUGGAAAAGACAAUCUUUCUCCAAUCCCCACAUCAGGGUGGCCAGAUGGAUGGACAGUGAUGACAAUGUCAUGGUUGGAUGUGUCCACAAGGGGCAACAAAGAGGCCGUUUCUUCUUGACCGUUACAGGAGGAGCAAAUAUCACCAUAGUUGACCCACACAUCAUCACAUUCAAAGCAAGCUUCUUUAAUAUCACUGUGACCCCACCUGUUUCCAUCACCUGUGUACUCAACACACUUGGACAAAACCUUACGAGUGAAGAGUACACACUUGGUGCUCAUUGUGUUGUUUGCAGGAUUCAUUGGAUUUGUUAUCCUCGCCAUGACCUUGGUGGUUAUUGUGUUCACCUUGAGAGGAAAUCGUGCAGCAGGACCAGACAAGACCACAGAAUGCAACAUCUACGAGGAAACCAUCACAGUGUAAUCUUUUAUAAACAAAUGUUCUACAGAAAUGCUUACUCCUUUCUUUCUUUCUAGAGUUCUUCUUCCUUUGCACUGUCUCAAAAAUAAGACAAGUGAGGUGGCACUCAGAAAUAACAUUAUUCUGCACUUCCUUUUGGUUCCACAGGCCUUCUGCAUGUACUGUACAUGUAACAGUAAAAGUGCAGAAAAAGGGUAUAUUUGAGUGCUCCCAUUUACAAUAGGUGUCAGACAGUGAUCUGCUAAUUAUUAGUUUAAGAGAUUAGAUAGAUGUGCUGUACAUCUGGAACUGUACCAUCUCUGUUACAGAUGUGUCUUGCUUAAUAUUGACCCUGUCUUACCAUAGGCUGUUACAUAUAUUAUAUAUGUAUCUCAUAUAAUAAUGUAAUGAAAAAGUGGACUGUUUAACCAUCUUAGCUGAACAUUGCUCCGAUAUUUGUUACUUAAAUGUUUGUUCCAAAAUAUAAUGAAAAUAGAAUAAAACUUCUAUUUCUAAA
Sardina pilchardus (European sardine) is the source of this 1254-nucleotide messenger RNA. RefSeq lists its product as uncharacterized. Bases 239 to 814 code for a protein of 191 amino acids. The transcript has 7 exons. The record is from RefSeq and is a predicted model, not a curated record. Lineage: Eukaryota; Metazoa; Chordata; Actinopteri; Clupeiformes; Clupeidae.